AUGUCUGAUGAAGAAGAUUGUGCUAAUCUUAUUAUAAAUGAACAGAGGAUACUCGAAGAUGGUGUAUCAAUUAAAUCAACUAAUAAGAAAUGUGAAGUAAAUUGGCCUGUCAAACGUAAGAUUGAUAAGACAUUAUAUAAUAGGCGCCGGAAUGCUCGAAUACAUCGUUUACUAUUACCUAAAAGUGCAUUGGUGGUAUUUUCUGAGUUGUUCCGUGGAGUGCCAAUCCAAAUAGAAGAGCAUAAAUUAUGGCAUGCUAGGGCUUAUACUGCUACAAUUGAGGGUAGGAUAAAUAUUGAUGGCCAGAUGUAUACUGGAAAUCACAUUUCAAAGACUGAAGCCAAACAAAAAGCAUGUGAACAAUUAUUUCGUAGUAUGUUGAGUAAACAAUUAGUCAUGGAAACUGAACAAAAAAAAUAUCCCGUAAAAAAAGAGGCACCAAACCUUAUAGAACCACCUCAGGAGGAUUUCCCAUGGCCACACUUUGCUUCAAUUGCUAUGCAUAAAUUAAUAAAUCAGUGGAAACUACAGCCUAAUUCAGAAGAUAUUAGUUUACAAGACAAACGAUCAUUCGGCAUACCACUAAAGGUUGCUGCUCCCAUGAAAAUGUUUCCUUUAGACCCAACAAAUUACCAGCCAGUAAGUUUAUUAGCUCAACUGAGGCCUGAUGUAACAUUCAACUAUACUAUUUUGCAUCCAGUUAUUCAUGCAAAUUGUGUAAUAGAUGGAAUUCCUUUCACUGGACUAGGUUCAUCAAAAAAGUGUGCUAAGAAGGAAUGUUGUAUUAUUGCAAUAAAAUAUUUUUGGAAUUUUGAUUUCCACAACAAUUGA
This is a messenger RNA of Metopolophium dirhodum (rose-grain aphid), 831 nucleotides long. RefSeq lists its product as uncharacterized. Bases 1 to 831 code for a protein of 276 amino acids. Lineage: Eukaryota; Metazoa; Arthropoda; Insecta; Hemiptera; Aphididae. The record is from RefSeq and is a predicted model, not a curated record. The transcript has 7 exons.